GCAACAGUUAUGGAUCUUGCCGGGCUUGGAAUAUUACCUCUUAUCCUCAUCUCAUGUAUCUUUAUAUUUUCUCUGUGGAACAUGAUAUCAACAAAACAGAAAUUGCCCCCAGGACCAAUACCCUUACCACUAAUUGGAAACCUUCUACAAAUAAUGAGGGGAGAGAUGGUUGCUUCUCUAAUGAAGAUGUGGGAGCAGUAUGGCUCCAUUUUCACCCUGUAUUUUGGCCCUAAACCAGUAAUUGUUCUCUGUGGAUAUCAAACAGUUAAGGAAGCUCUGGUAGAUCAUGCAGAAGAGUUUGGUGCACGAGGAAAUCUUCCUGUGAUGGACAUGUGUAUCCAGGGAUAUGGGUUGGGCUUUGCCAAUGGAGAAAUAUGGAAGCAAAUGCGUACCUUCACCUUGAAGACACUGAAGAAUUUUGGGAUGGGGAAGAAAAGUAUUGAAGAGAAAAUACAAGAGGAGACACAGUUUAUGCUGGAUGAAAUGAGAAAAUUGAAAGAGAAACCCAUUGACCCAACCAUGAUUCUUAUGAAAGCUGUUUCCAAUAUACUUUGUUCCAUCCUGUUUGGAAAUCGCUUUGAGUACAAUGAAAAACCUUUUAACAAGCUGCUUAACAUCCUAGAGGAAACAUUGCACCAUCUUAGCAACACUUUGGGACAGCUGUACAACAUUCUUCCAAAGUUGAUGAACUGUAUUCCAGGACCUCAUAAAAAAAUAUUCAGCCUCACCGACGAACUGUUGGCUGUGAUAGAAGAAAACGUAAAAGUUCACCAAGACACAUUGGACCAAAAUGCACCGAGAGACUUUAUUGAUUGCUUCCUCAUUAAAAUGCAACAGGAAAAACAGAACCCAAAUACUGAAUUCAACAUGAAAAAUCUCUUAGCAACAGCUCACUCAUUAUUUAUUGGAGGAACAGAAACAAUCAGCACUACUUUAAGACACGGACUCCUAAUUCUCUUGACAUACCCUGAGAUACAAGCCAAACUUCAUGAUGAAAUUGAUCGAGUCAUUGGACAAAACAGAUUGCCAAAUAUGGACGACAAAAUCAACAUGCCCUAUAUGGCUGCUGUGAUCCAUGAAAUCCAGAGGUUUGCUGAUAUCACUCCAAUGAGUGUCCCUCAUUCUGUUACAAAAGACACUCAUUUCAAAGGUUAUUAUCUCUGCAAGGGCACUACUAUCUACACAUUACUAUGCACCGUUCUCCGUGAUCCAAGCCAGUUCUCUACACCAUACAAGUUUAACCCAAACCACUUUUUGGAUGAGAAUGGAAUGUUCAAGAAAAAUGAAGCAAGUAUGGUUUUUUCUGCAGGGAAGCGCAGUUGUCUUGGUGAGUCGUUGGCCCGUAUGGAACUCUUCCUGUUCCUCACCUCAAUCCUACAGAACUUCACCCUGACCUCAAAGAUCCAAUAUACAGAAUCAGAUGUCACCCCCAAAAUGACCGGAAUCUUCAAGUUUCCUAUAAAUUACCAGCUUUCAUUUGUUCCUCGCUAACUUUUCAAACACAUUAAAUUUUGACCUUUGAGACACAGGGGCAUAUUUAUAAAUGUGCGAGCGGACAUGAUACGAAGUAGCGUAUCAUGUCCGCCACACAUCGAUAAAUGCCGACAGCAUACACUGUCGGCAUUUAUCUAUGCACAAGCACUUCACCACUUCACCAGAAGUUAAUUGUUUUUUUGUUUGUUUUUUCUUUUUAAAUGUUUAAAGUUCUGCACAUGCUCAGUUUAUAUUUUAAUAUACAACAUUUUCAUUUGAAUAUUCAUAAAGUAAUACCAUGGGGCCAAUUUAUUAUGUUGCAAAUGCAGAAUUUUCUGCGUGAGCCUUCAGGCUCGCCGGAAACAUAAGUUAACAAGCAGUGGUCAUAAGACCGCUGCUUCGUAACUCGUCCGCCACCUCGGAGGUGGCGGGCAGCAAUCAUCCAUAUCGGAUACGAUUGGGAUGAUCGACACUCCCUGCACUAAAAAUGCUUGUGCAAUGAUAAAUGCCGACAGCGUAUCGAUGUGCGGCGCACAAUGUUAAAUCGGCCCCCAUAUGUGAGGUGGGAAAUCUUACAUCAAACAAAUUAGUUAUUAUCAAUACUGAGUGAGUUUAAAUUUCUUUCUUUCCAUUGGCCAUGUAUUUUAUUCUAUAUAUUUAAAGGUUUGCAUAUGCUAUACCCUCACUAGAAAACAUAAAAAAAAUGUUUCUUAUACUUUUUUAUUCAUUUACCAAAAUUAGUUAAAGGGACAUAAUACUCAUAUGCUAAAUAACUUGAAAGUGAUGCAGCAUAACUGUAAAAAGCUGACAAGAAAAUUUAACCUGAACAUGUCUGUGAUGAGAGUGGGAAGUGACGUCACCGGAUGAGGGCGGGGUUUAGGGAAUUGAUUGUCUAUGUCGCAGUUACCAAGUUAGAUGUGUUGUACAAGCUGUUUACUUCUAUGCUCUGCAAUAAAAUAGUGUUGUACCCUC
Molecule: messenger RNA, 2445 nt
Organism: Bombina bombina (fire-bellied toad)
Lineage: Eukaryota; Metazoa; Chordata; Amphibia; Anura; Bombinatoridae
Product: cytochrome P450 2G1-like
Exons: 9
Coding region: 10-1491 (493 amino acids)
Biological process (GO): xenobiotic metabolic process
Cellular component (GO): intracellular membrane-bounded organelle; cytoplasm
Molecular function (GO): heme binding; iron ion binding; oxidoreductase activity, acting on paired donors, with incorporation or reduction of molecular oxygen, reduced flavin or flavoprotein as one donor, and incorporation of one atom of oxygen
Source: RefSeq, a predicted model, not a curated record